Bursaphelenchus okinawaensis is the source of this 228-nucleotide messenger RNA. NCBI's taxonomy places the organism in Eukaryota, Metazoa, Nematoda, Chromadorea, Rhabditida, Aphelenchoididae. The record is from the annotation of a GenBank genome assembly.
AUGUGGACAAGGUCUGAAGCUGAGACUGAGGCAGAGUCUGAUGCUGAACCUAAGGCUGAAGCUAAAGCUGAGGCUGAGGUUGAGGCUGAGGCUAAGACUAAGACUAAGGCUAAAGCUAAGGCUAAGGCUGAAGCUAAGGCUAAAACUAAGACACAGGUUAAAGCUAAGGUUAAGGCUAGGGCGAAAGCUAGGGCUAAGGCACAGUUAAGGCUAAAGCUAAAUCUUUGA